Oncorhynchus kisutch (coho salmon) is the source of this 4923-nucleotide messenger RNA. Its product is annotated as catenin delta-2. Gene Ontology annotation, molecular function: protein binding. The coding region runs from base 290 to 4048 and encodes 1252 amino acids. Gene Ontology annotation, biological process: dendritic spine morphogenesis; cell-cell adhesion. Gene Ontology annotation, cellular component: adherens junction; plasma membrane; postsynaptic density. NCBI's taxonomy places the organism in Eukaryota, Metazoa, Chordata, Actinopteri, Salmoniformes, Salmonidae. The record is from RefSeq and is a predicted model, not a curated record. The transcript is spliced from 25 exons.
UAGCCUGCCUCUCCAGCGCUCUUGCCUCCCGUUGCUGUGCAUCGCUCCAGUCUAUUGCUUUGUAGUCUAACACCGCUUCGCCGCUUCCUCCUUUCCUCCUCUCCCCGCCUAUGACUCUCCCUCUCCCGGUCAGCAUCCAGCGAAUGGUCAGUCCACCCCCUGACCACCUGCAAGAAACGGUGAGAGAGUAGCUCCGUUCUGAGCACACUGCGGACUGCUGAAAGCUGCCAAAGGAAGACGUGGAUAUAAGUGUCGUUGUUGCCGUUACCGGGGAUUGUAUUUUGGAGGUAUGCCGGUGCCAGACCAGCCAUCAGAGCAGGGAGCCAGUCUGCUGAGUCCAGGUCUACCGUCAUCUAAUGGAGACGGAUCAGACGGGACAGAGACCACCUCCGCUAUCCUGGCCUCUGUCAAAGAACAGGAGUUGCAGUUUGAGAGGCUGACCCGUGAGCUGGAGGCAGAGAGACAGAUUGUAGCUACCCAGCUGGAGAGAUGCAAACUGGGCUCUGAGACCGGUGGAAGUAUGAGCAGCAUCAGUUCGGUAGAUGACCAGUUUCGCUGGAACACCCAAGCGGAUGGCCAGAAGGACAUAGAGGAUGAGUUGACCACAGGACUGGAGAUGGUCGACUCCUGCAUCAGAUCCCUGCAGGUGUCUGGAAUACUGGACCCUCACCAAUUCAACACAGGAGAACGUCCCUCUUUACUUUCCCAGAGUUCUUUGCAGCUUAACUCCACCCCGGAGGCUUCACUCCAGUACUCCGCCAGCUACCAUAGCAACCAGACCCUCGCCCUUAGCGACAGCGCUGCAGCGGCAACACCACAGCGCAGCGGACAAGUCGGUGGGGCCGUGCACAGCUACAACCAGGUGACGUCUAGUCGUGCCGCUCAGCAGAGGCAGCAGGCAGGGGGAGGUAGCGGAGGAGACUCCUUCUCUCAGAGCCAUGGCAGUGCCUUCCACCUACCAGAUGCACAGCAGAUCACUCCCGGUCACUACUACCCGAGUUCCACCCUGCCCACCCAGCGUGUGAGUUCCCCUCUAACCGGAGGAGGAGGUGGAGGGUCUGGUUCUCCCAGCAAGCUCCAGCGCCUGGGUCCAGCCUCAGACACAUCUGGCUAUGCUACCACACAGCGCCUACCUUCUUCCUCCUCAUCAUCCUCACCCAACAAACAGUCCCCCGCCAACCGACUCGCCAAGCCUUACAGCACCUCUGUUUCCGUGACGACGACAGGAGGCACCGGGUCUCCGCUGAGGGUGGGGUCUCCUCCGAACGCCAUAGCAUCAGUUGCCGGAGGAGGGGCUUGUGCAUCAUCAUCCCCCCUCCACCAGAUGAGUUCGGGCAUAGGGAGCUACGCUACUCUGUCUCCUAGGAGACUGGCUGCCCACCACGCCUCCGACCAGUACAAGAUAUCACACGAGCUCUAUGCCACUGCUACACUCCAGAGGCCCGGUUGCAGGGGUUCAUACAGUAGUCAGCAUAGCCAUUGUGGUCCAGACCUGCAUUCCCUAGGAUCCUCUGACCACCAAAUAGAGCCCCCCUAUGAGGACAGAGUCAACCUCUAUCACAAAGGACCUAUGAGGGGACUGGGCAACAAUACUGCCCCAUCGUCCCCCGGUGUCGACUCCGCCUCUUUGCAGCGAGCAGGCAGCCACAGCGCCGGAGGAAACAGCCACAGCGCCGGAGGAAGUUAUGGUCGUGGGGGUGCCAAUAACUAUGCUACAGUGGGCCCAGGAUAUACAGCAGAGGCCUAUGCUACAGACCCCUACACUGCAGACCCCUACCGUACACUGCAGUACUGCCCAUCUGUAGAGUCUCCAUACAGCAAGUCUGGACCAGCCCUGCCACCUGAGGGCACGCUGGCACGAUCACCAUCUAUAGACUCCAUACAGAAAGACCCAAGGGAGUUCGGAUGGAGGGAUCCAGAAUUGCCUGAGGUGAUUCAGAUGCUGCAGCACCAGUUCCCUUCAGUCCAGUCCAAUGCUGCAGCCUACCUCCAACACCUCUGUUUCGGAGAUAACAAGAUCAAAUCAGAGAUUCGUCGUCAAGGUGGGAUCCAGCUGCUGGUAGACCUGUUGGACCACCGUAUGAGUGAGGUCCACCGUAGUGCCUGUGGAGCCCUGAGGAACCUGGUCUACGGCAAGGCCAACGACGACAACAAGAUCACCCUGAAGAACUGUGGGGGCAUACCUGCCCUGGUCCGCCUGCUACGCAAGACUGGAGACGUGGAGAUAAGAGAACUGGUCACAGGUGUGUUGUGGAACCUGUCGUCAUGUGAUGCCCUGAAGAUGCCAAUCAUCCAGGAUGCCUUGGCCGUUCUGACCAAUAGUGUCAUCAUCCCUAACUCCUCCUCCUGGGACUCCUCCCACAAUCUCCAUGAUGACCGCAAGCAACACACACACACUUCCCAGGUGCUUCGCAACGCCACUGGCUGUCUCAGGAAUGUGAGUUCUGCAGGAGAGGAGGCCAGGAGGAGGAUGAGAGAGUGUGACGGACUGACAGACGCUCUCCUCUACGUCAUACAGAGCGCUUUGGGCAGCAACGACAUUGACAGCAAGACCAUAGAGAACUGUGUGUGUAUCCUGCGUAACCUGUCCUACCGACUGGCAGCGGAGACGUCUCAGGGCCAACAGCUGGGUUCAGAGGAGCUAGACGGUCUCCUGUGUGACGCCAACGGACGUGACGGAGAGACCUCGGGUUGCUGGGGCAAGAAGAAGAAGAAGAAGAAGGGACAGGACCAGUGGGACGGUGUAGGUCCUCUCCCAGACUCAGCUGACCCUCCUAAAGGAGUCCAGAUGUUAUGGCAUCCGUCCAUAGUGAAGCCCUACCUCACCCUGCUGUCAGAGUGCUCUAACCCUGAUACACUGGAGGGAGCAGCUGGAGCCCUGCAGAAUCUGGCUGCAGGCACCUGGAAGUGGUCAGUGUAUAUCCGGGCAGCUGUGCGUAAGGAGAAGGGUCUUCCUAUCCUGGUGGAAUUGUUGAGGAUAGACAAUGACCGUGUGGUGUGUGCCGUCGCCACCGCGCUCAGGAAUAUGGCCCUGGACGUCAGAAACAAAGAACUGAUAGGUAAAUACGCCAUGCGUGACCUUGUCCACCGGUUACCGGGCAGCAGCAAUAGCAGUACUGGGGGCAGCGGUGGGACUAACUGCGGUUCCGCGGGUCCACUAGCACCCAGUAAGACCAUGUCAGACGAUACGGUAACGGCUAUCUGCUGCGCUCUGCAUGAGGUCAUCACUAAGAACAUGGAGAACGCCAAAGCACUGAGAGACGCCGGUGGGAUAGAGAAGCUCAUCGGCAUCGCUCGUAGCAAAGGAGACAAACACUCAGCCAAGGUGGUGAAGGCAGCCUCUCAGGUGCUCAGCAGUAUGUGGCAGUACAGAGACCUACGCAGCCUCUACAAGAAGGAUGGAUACUCUCAGUAUCACUUUGUCGGUUCUGCCUCUACGAUAGAGAGAGACAGACAGAGACCCUACUCCUCCUCUCGCACCCCUUCUGUGUCCCCCGUACGAACCUCACCCAACAACCGCUCAGUUAGCGCACCGGCCUCUCCCAGAGAGAUGAUGAGUAUGAAAGAACGCAAGACCGAAUACGACUCCACAGCAACCAACGCAGGUUUCCACGACAACAAAGGAGAGCACACCUCCCGAAAAGACACCAUGGCAGUCAGAAUCUCCUGUGGAACAUCCACGUUGUUCCGGAACUCUUAUGUUACAACUAAUGACGAGAUCGACCACAACCAGAUCCCUCCCCAGCCCAUGGCCCCUCAGGCAGACUGCUCCUCUACACCCCUAAAAGACUACGACACGUUCCCUCCAUCCCUCCCUCCCUCCUUCCCCCCUCCGCAGAACCCUGGCCGCAUGCUGGAUGACUCCUUCUUCGAGCUUCCAGAUCAGCCCCUCCCCCAGCCCCCGUCUCAGGCCGCCACAGACCUCCGGAUGCACCUUGGCCUUAAGUCCACUGGCAACUAUGUGGACUUCUACUCUGCAUCCCGGCCCUACUCCGAACUCAACUACGAGACCAGCCACUACCCGGCUUCACCUGACUCCUGGGUCUAAAGACAGGAGUCACAACUUAACAUGGGUCCUGGAGAGAUACAGGCUGGUGUAGGGUUUAGCUCCAGCCCAACACUAACAAACAGCACACCUGCAAGGUGUAAUGAACCAUUGAUUUGAGGAUAUUAGGUUUAUUAGUGCUGGGCUGGAACAAAAUCCUGCAUAGUCCCGUAGCUCUCCAGGAUAGAGAGUGAAGAACACUGGUGUAGAGUAAAUAGGGGGUCCGAGGUUAAUGUUAGUAACCAACGGCAAACAGGGAUGGAAGGGGGUUAGGGGGUGCUAGGGGGUUGUGAGGGGAUGAGGUGUGAAGAGAGACUGCGCAUGUGCAUGAAUACCACAAGACAUUUUGCCGCCAGUUCAGUUUGUUCAAAGCUUGUUCCACUGGGAAAGGGAGUGGGAUAGAUGUGUCAGAGUGAGAGAGUGAGAGAGUGAGAGAGAGAGAGAGAGAGAGAGAGAGAGAGAGAGAGAGAGAGAGAGAGAGAGAGAGAGAGAGAAGUCCUUGACAGAAGAAAAGAAAAAAAAAACAACUGAAUGAUGACGUAAGGCUCUUACCUCUUUGGAGUUGCAUUGCUUGACUUUCAGAAAGAAGGAGUGGAGUGGAGAAAUGGAAGAGAGGAAGAGUUGUUUUUUGGCAAGUCGGAUGAAAAGUACCAGACCAGAGAAGGGAGAGAGAAGAUGAGAGGAAAACACCAAGCACAAGACAGGAUGUUCACAGGAAAAACAAGGGGGCAGCUUUCCACACGUUCAUUACAUUGACUUCUGACUUCUGUCAAUCAAAGCUUCUACCUUUCUAUGGAGUGUUGUCUGUUGAAGAAGAAUCUUCCAGCCUUUUAGGUUUUUAUUUUCACAUCUUUUUUAUUUGUACUUUUUGAAGUUGU